Sclerotinia borealis F-4128 is the source of this 1392-nucleotide messenger RNA. The record is from the annotation of a GenBank genome assembly. Lineage: Eukaryota; Fungi; Ascomycota; Leotiomycetes; Helotiales; Sclerotiniaceae.
AUGUCGGGCAGCUCGAGUUUCCGCGACAAAUCUGAGAAUAUAGAAUCGGGUGGUGGUUUUAUGGAAGAUUGUUGUAGCAGCGUAUCUUCGCAAACUAGCAAAAAUGAUAUAUCGGCAACCGAUCUUUCCAUUUUAAAUCCACCAGACGGUAUCAAAUUCGAUAAGUUCUGGACUGAGGAGGACGAAAGAAUGCUUCAGGAAGACUACGCCAAAAAAGACUUCAAGGGCUUCCGUUUUCCACCUGCAGUGCAUUAUGAUUGGAGCAAGAUCGAGGAAAACACUUCCCACCCCGGGGCAGAUUAUAACAGAACUGGAUCGACACUCGAGUUGGGGGAUAGAGAAACCUGUAAACUAUUCUCACAAGUCUUAAGCUUACCUGGCAUCGAGGGAGAUAUCGAGUUUCUCCAAUACAUUUUACAGUAUGGAGCUCACUUGGUCAGUCCGAGAUGCCCGAAACCCAAAAAAUAUUCGGGAGACUCGCCGCCCAAACCCUUGCACUUUAUGGGAAUAUUGGUGCAGAACGAUCAUGCGGAACUGAAGCCAGUGGUCAAAUUAUAUUACAGAGAUAGCUCGGACCCUUGUGUGGUGACGAAUAAUACCAUCGCCAAUCGGCAGAUUUUAUGGAUGAUUAUUAUCGCGUGGAUACUCUAUUCGGAGCAAGAAGAUCUACCCACUGUGGCCGACUACGAACAUGAAGUACGCCAAAGGCUUUCCACAGACAUGCAAGAUGAGGAGCAUGUAAUGGUUACAAAGUUGAAACAAGAGUGGCCUCUCGAAUAUCGAAGAAACGUUAUUCGAACCCAUCAAUGCCGAUACAAAUACCUGUAUCGGCAAUCACACGGGAAACAUGUCGUUGAAUUCGUUGAAAAGGUGACGCCAGAAGGCUACAAUUUGAACAACCCCGACAACAACGAUUCGUUUUACUCUGUGCAUCAUAUUGUAGAAUCCAUCCCAAGAUGGGAAAGCGACGGCGUACCUACCGCAGUAAUGAAAGAACAUCUCGCCACAAUACGUGGUCGUGAAUGGCACUGUUUUGCAAGUUGUGAUGAUAUGAUGAACUUGGGCAUUGUGCUUACUCCGAUACAUUUGAAGCCGGAUUGGUCGUCGAUGGAUGUCUCAUGGUAUGUACAAAAUAUCUGGGGAGAAGGACCCAACAAAGUCUUUCUCGAUCACAAUGGGGAUUAUGUGGACACGGAGAAUAAGGAUGCAUGGUUUCUUUCUCGAUUUGAUCGCCAGUUAUUGAGCCCAUGUCAAGCUUGCUAUCGUCCGGUUUGUUGCCAGAUGAGGCGGAGGUGGAAUGGUGUGUUUGUUCGUACGGUGGUUCGAGAGGGGCAUCCGGAAGAAUAUGCUAUGCAAAAUUUUCGUGAAAGACUCGGAAAUAUCAAGCGAUGA